GUAAUCAUAAACAAUUGAAUACUAAUCACAACGCAUCUCGUAUUUGAUAUUGAAAGCUCAUGAUUACAUAUAUAUAUAUAAAUAGCCACUUGCCUCAAUUUAGAGUUUGCUUGUCGUCAUGGUGGGUAAAAAUCAUUAAAAAUUUCAAAGACUCUUCAUCUAACAAUCGAAAAAUAGUCAGACAAAGCUAGCUUUUUCGAGCAGCUCUACGCCUUAGAUCAAUCAGAUUCAGAUGAUGGAGUACCUAAUGAGUCACGAGAAUUUUGGAAAAAAUGUAAUAAACCAGUUCUGGAUCUUCCAUCACAGAAAGUGCAAAAUUUGCUACCUCCCAGGUCUAAGGAACUCAAUUUACCACCACCUCGAAAGGCUUAUAUACCGCUGCUCAAAAAUAUUCCUUCGUUACAGCGAAGUCAAUCUGAGCCACAGGGGAAUGUGAGUAAGGCUAAGAGUAUGGUGAAUGGCACUGCGACUGCAGAAUUGUCAAUACAGUCAUCUGGUAAACAGUCUGAAUCGCGUACUACGGUUUCUGCAAGUAGUUCUUUUGAAAAGGAGAUUUCAUCUUCUAUAAGUGCGGAUGGUUCAAGCAAAAGACCAACUAUAGAUCAACGCAGCAUAUCAAACCCAACACCAGCUAAAUUGGUUCUUACUAAUAGUACUGGAAUAGCAUCAAUGCUUAGCAAAAAGAGAAAGGGAGAAGCCCUGAAUAAGGGAGCGGUCAAAAAAGCCACCGGAAGGAAGGAGAAACCCCUCAAGCUUGCUCCUCCAAAAGAUAGGGUCUUCGAGGGACUCAACUUUUUCUUUCUUCCUAAUGAUGAUAAGUCACCUGUUAGACGUGCUCGUAUUAUCAAGGCAAGAGAGCGCGGCGCAGCAUGGGUUAGAGAUAUCAACGAGCCCAUCAACUAUUUGAUCAUCGACAAAUCAUUAACACGAAAGGAUGUUAUUACCUACCUCAAAGUUCUGCCGGUAGGAGCCAAAAUGGUAAAUGAAGAGUGGUUAUUGGACUGCAUCGAGCAGAAAUAUCUCUAUGAUCCAUCUGGGAAGAAAUAUCUGGUCAAAGAUCCAGAUGCAGUCAUUGAAAAGGAACAAAUACCGGUACCAUCAGAGUCACAACAGUCGGACAAAUCACUACAGAUAAAAGCAGCUCCUAACAAACCAAAUAAAUGGGAAUAUGUACCUCCGGUAGAGACACCCGAGCGAAGUCAACAUUUAAUGCCAACCGUCAAUCCAAUCCCUUUCCCUUUAGCUCCAGUGUCUGGACAGCAAUCACAACAAGGAAGUUCACACCAUUUGACAGAGAAGAGCUUGCAACUCCUUGGUGAAGACUCUACUGCAAAUCCAGAACAAGUAGACCCCGGCAUACUGAAUGAAGCUAUUGAAUUAGCCAGGGCAACCGAAGGUGUACUCGACCAUGAUAACUCUGAAGAUGAUUUAACAUCAACUACUAGUGACUUUGACAAUACUAUAGAUGAAUCCGACUCAGAAGACGGUCGCCGAUCACCUUUAAAGGCUCCCACCAAAAUCCGCCGAGCAGUUCCCGCAGGAAAAGGAAGCCUCAAUAACUUCCAAUGCAUGACGGGGGGAACCGCUUCCAAAGGACCCAAUCCCAACCAACACACAAUUGAAAUCCUAUCUCGAAUGCGCGAGUACUACGAAAGAAUCGGUGAUCAAUGGCGAAGCCGCUCUUAUCUCCAAGCAUGUGGCCAACUUAAGAACCAACAAACUCUCAUCCGCACCUACGACGAAGCCAUUCAAAUUCCCAAAAUCGGACAACGCAUCGCCAAGAAAAUCGAAGAAAUCGUCCUCACAGGCCGACUCCUCCGUCUCGGAAACGCCGAAGCAGAACCCGGCGAUAAAAUCCUCAAAUUAUUCAUGGGUAUCUACGGCGUCAAUUUCAAACUAGCUUCAAAAUGGAUAUCCCAAGGCCAUCGCACCUUUGCCGAUCUAGAACAAAACAUCAAACUUAGCCCCAACCAACAAAUCGGCAUAGCCCAUUACAAUGACUUGCAACUACGAAUUCCCCGCACGGAAAUCGAAGAAUUGGGUAAACAUAUCAUGGAAACAGCACAGUCACUCGAUCCGGAUAUCGAAAUCACAAUCGGUGGAUCAUAUCGUCGCGGUGCUAAAUCAUCAGGUGAUAUCGAUAUUAUCAUCACAAGAGCUCAUACGACAUCCACAACACAAUUAACCCCAUUUCUAUCCUCCCUCGUAAAAAUUCUCACAGAUUCGCAUUUUCUAGUAGCGGCUCUCGCUGUGCCGCAUAAUAAUGAAGGAUCAAAAUGGCACGGAUGUUGUGUUUUACCCCUUUCUUCUUCUUCCUCUUCUUCUUCCUCCUCUCCCACUACUCACACCAAUCCUCACCCCUGGCGCCGCAUCGAUUUCCUCCUCGUUCCUUCCACCCAACUAGGCGCCGCGCUGAUCUACUUCACCGGUGACGAUAUCUUUAAUCGUAGCAUGCGGUUAUUAGCCGGGAAAAAAGGUAUGCGUUUAAAUCAGCGGGGGUUGUAUAAGGAUGUGAUGAGAGGCGGGAGAGGAGCAAAUGGAGGAAAAUGGGAAAGUAGAAAGAAAGUUACGGAUGGGAUGUUGGUGGAGGGGAGAGAUGAGAAGAGAAUUUUUGAGAUACUGGGGGUUCCGUGGAGAGAACCGUGGGAGAGGGUUUGCGGUGAGGUUUCUUUUGGGGUGAGGGAGAAAUGGAAAGGGGAAGUGGGAGGGAGGUGGCGUGGUUAUUGUGGGAUGGGGAUUGGGAUUGGGAUAUGGAUUGGGGUUACAUCUGGGUAUGGGGAUGAGGACAUGAAUAAUUAUAGGUAUAGGUAUAGGACUGAGGAUGGGAAUACGAAUCAGGCAAACGAAUUAAGAAUACUGGAUACAUGAUAUGGAAUAUGGAGUAUUAAAUAUAAAUUAGGUCGAAGUGGUAAGGUUCAGGAUAUUCAUUUUUUCUCUUCUAC
Messenger RNA from Sclerotinia trifoliorum, 2942 nucleotides. NCBI's taxonomy places the organism in Eukaryota, Fungi, Ascomycota, Leotiomycetes, Helotiales, Sclerotiniaceae. The record is from the annotation of a GenBank genome assembly.